AUGUGUGGUUGGUGCGAAUGUGCAAUGCUGCCAACGAUGGUUUGCUGGUUAAAUCAAAAGCCAUCUAUUAUCGAAAAAACGAACCAUUUAAAAACCAUGACAUUUGUGCAUACAUUGUCGCGCGAACUCUCACGGCAGCAAGUCAUGAUCAUGACCAUAACUUUUUCGAAUCUGACGAGCAAAUAUAAUGAAUAUCAGAAGAAUGUGAGGCUACCCUUAUUUGUCGUUCUCCUCGAUACCGAGGAGACAAUGUAUGAAUUCGCCAAGACCACGAAGGGCAUAAAACCCAUCUCCUUCCCCAUCUGGUUGGUUGUGUUUCUUCAGCAUCUUGGAAACCCCCUCAAAGAGUACUGCACACAUCCUGCCAAUAACAUAUUCAACGUCGACGUCAGCACUCAGAUGCUGGUCCUGUGCUACAAUCGCCCGAUCCUAGUCGAGUGGUAUGCCAUUCACGAUAAUUAUACCAGAACGUUUGAUCUGGCUACGUGGUCUCCUGAUAGAGGUCUGAUCCUAAGAACGCAAGAAAACCUCUACGCCAGGAGGAGCGAUAUGUUUGGUGAUGUUGUACGCGUGACGAUUGUGAAUAACUCGCCAUUAGUCUCGCUGAAGAACGGUACGAUGGGCGGAUUUUUUGGUUUGCUACUGUUAGAGCUCAGCAAAGUGAUGAACUUCACGAUAAAGAUUCUGGAUCCAGUGGACUCAUACGGUAGCUGGAAUCCUCAGAAGAAUAGUUGGACAGGUGCAAUCGGCAAGUUGGUGGACAAUGAAGCUGACAUCGGCGUAGCCGCAUUCACAAUAACGAAUGAGAGACUAAAUCACAUCGACUUUACGAUACCAUUGAUAAGUACACAAUACCGCCUCUAUAUGCAUCAGCCUAUCACGCCUUACGUACAAUGGUUCUGGUACUUUAAGGUAUUUAGUCCUGGAGUUUGGGGUACAUUAAUGAUGAUAAUAAUAAUCGCUUCUAUUAUAUUGACUGUUAUUAAAACAAAAGGAUUCUCGAUGAGCCUAAUGUCUGAGAACUAUAUUAAAGUUUGGGGUAUUUAUUGUCAGCAAGGUCUGCCGGUAAUAAUUCUGUCAACCUAUUUCGCCUCAUUAAUCAGUUACUUGGCACUCAAUACGGCUAAAUUGCCUUUUUCUACUUUGGAGGGAUACGUUAAGGACGGUACUUACAAAUUAAUCGUUCUACAAAACAGCGCCGAAUACGACAUUCCUCUUUAUACUAAAAAUCCCUUAUUACUGAAAAUGUACGACUUGCUGGAGGAUAAGGACUAUUUACCGUUUAAUAAUUCUGAAGGAUUUAAAAAAAUCUGCGAGCGGAUGGACUUGGCGUUUUACGCGACAGAGGUGUCUAAAAUCGACAUUUAUAUGCAGUGUGAAGUGGUAUACAUUAAUACCGGAAGAAUCGAUAAUAAUGCGAUAACUCUAAAGAAAGGAAGUCCUUACACUCACUUUAUAAAUUACCACUUGAGGCGAUUUCAACUUAAUGGCGUUCUAAAUAAGUUACAGAACCAGAAUCCUUCAAAAAUUCCAGUGAGGGUUAUUAGUAAUUUUACGGUCGGUAUAGCCGAUGUAACACCGGUUUUAACAAUUGUAGCAGUCAAUAUGAUCCUAUCAUUAUUUAUCUUGAUAAUCGAGAAAAUGUAUUAUUCAUUUAAAACUCCGAACUCUAAGAAUAAUAAAUCCGUUACAAAAUUCACUCACAAUCUUAACGUGAGGAAUAAAUUGCGAGAAGAAUACUAAAAAAAUCUAAGACUUCAAGAAUUUUCUAACAAAUCAAUUGACCAUUAG
Mycetomoellerius zeteki is the source of this 1791-nucleotide messenger RNA. RefSeq names its product probable glutamate receptor. The transcript has 8 exons. Gene Ontology annotation, cellular component: membrane. Gene Ontology annotation, molecular function: ligand-gated monoatomic ion channel activity. NCBI's taxonomy places the organism in Eukaryota, Metazoa, Arthropoda, Insecta, Hymenoptera, Formicidae. The record is from RefSeq and is a predicted model, not a curated record.